AUGAGUGUCAAAGAUGUAACUGGUAGAUUAGCCCGCUGGUCGUUAUUUAUUCAACAAUUCGAUUUUGAAAUAAAACACCGUCCGGGGAUCGCAAAUGGCAAUGCAGACGGUCUCUCACGUCGCGCUUAUUCUACGCCUAGUACCUUGGCUGCUUUGAAACCUCUUUCAGCCGAGCUUGAACGUAUUCAUGAAAUGCAACGCAAAGAUACCACUUUAGCGCCACUGAUUAAAUACCUUGAAACUAAAACUUUGCCAAACGAAGAAAAUUGUUCACGAACUAUUGUACAUCAAGCAGACCAGUUUCUCUUAGAUGAUCAGGGUAUAUUACAACAUUUGUGGACACCCACCGGCCGAAGUCGAACAGAUACCAAAAUCCAAUUGGUUGUCCCUACUGCAUUACGUUUCGAAAUAUUAAAAUCUUUUCAUGACAAUCCCCUGGGUGGUCAUUUUGGUUCAGAGAAAACGUACGAAAAAAUCCGCACGCACUACUACUGGUCGGGCAUGUUCACAGAUAUACAACAUUGGGUGAGGUCUUGUAUUGAUUGCCAAAUGCGUAAAACACCACGCAAUAAAAUGAAGGCUCCUUUAUUACCUAUUCCAGUAGAGGGGGCAUUUGACCGAGUUGCUGUUGACUGUUUAGGGCCAUACCCGAAUCAUAUUCAGGUAAUCGUUACGUUGUUGUUUUUUCUGAUUACUUGACACGUUGGCCAGAAGCUUUUGCAGUUUCAUCAAUGGAAGCUCCUGUCAUAGCUAAAUUGAUUGUAAAUGAAAUUUUCUGUCGACACGGAGCUCCAAAAACCUUGCUUUCAGACCGCGGCAAGAAUUUUUUAUCAAAAUUAAUCCGAGAGGUUUGCAACUUGUUAUCCAUCAAGAAACUUAAUACGACCGCAUGUCACCCACAAACGGACGGGUUGGUUGAAAGAUUUAAUAGCGUUAUUUCGCAAUCGUUAUCAAUGUAUGUGUCUGCAAAUCAAAAAGAUUGGGAUGAGUUUUUACCAUCAAUACUAUUUGCAUAUAGGACUUCGCCUCAAGCGACAACGGGGGAUUCCCCAUUUUAUCUUCUAUACGGUCGUGAGCCAUGCACGCUUACCUGUUGAUGUAAAUUUACUACCGCCUCAAACUGACAAGCUUUCUACAUCCAUUGCUGAACAUAGGGCUCGUAUUGUUUUGCAAUUAGAGGAAGCGCAGCGGUUAGCCAAAACAAACACGGAACGAACGCAACAACAAAUGAAAGCUCGCUAUGAUUUAACCUCGAAACCCGAGUCCUAUAAAAUUGGACAGCGCGUUUGGGUAUAUACGCCCAAAACUCAGAAAGGGUUGUCAAAUAAAUUAUUUCAUCGUUGGCAUGGUCCUUAUCGUAUUGUAAACAAAUUAUUACCCGUCAAUUUCAAGUUAAGGAAUUCCGCAAAUCGUCUUAUCUCAACACCCGUGCAUGUUAAUCGUAUGAAGCUCUUUUACGACGCAAAUGACCGUCCAAUUGAGCCUCCUAGUGACUCGCUUGAUGAUAAAUUUACCUUGCGAGAAGAUGAAAUUCCGGAUGAUAGUUUUGAGACUACACCUGAACCACAAACAGAUUUUAGUUUACCACGUGAACUUCCAAAUCAGCCUCAAAAUCUGGAAAGCUCUAUUAACAAUUCGCAGCAGGACGCAGAUCCGCAAGAUGUUCAAACUCGGACUUCAGCUCACGAACAAAGCGAUAGUGAAAUAUAUCAAAUUGAGAAAAUUUUGAAAACGCGCUUGCGCAACGGCAAAAAGCAAUAUCUUGUGAAAUGGCUAGGUUUUCCAAGCGAACAAAAUUCAUGGGUCGCGGAAUCAGAUAUGGUAACACCAGAGGCCGAAUUGACACAGCCUCCGAUUAAUUCUUUGUCUACCAGAGCAAAAACGGAAGGUUCAAAAUCAACUCAGUCCUUGCCAAAACUUUCACAAAAUUGUCAGGCAAAGCAAGUGUCACAUAUUUUCAGUUGGAUCUACUUGCUCAUGGGUAUGCGGCUGGUUUUAAUAACAUGUACCGUAUUUCCAUAGGAUCUGCCGCUUCAAUAAAUAUUGGCCCUCUUUAUGAUUGUUCACGCGUAUAUCAUACGGCUCUGUACAAAUUUUCAGACCACUCACAGUGUGAACAUAAAAUGCAUCUUAGUAAAUCUAAAGUUCAAUAUUUUAAUGCAGAUGUUUUACAGUAUUCCCCACGUAGUUCUCAUCUUACAAUUUAUCACUGUACCGCGGAAUGCUGAUUGAGAAUGACAUGUCAUGAAACCUUUUUUGGACAUAAAAGUAAACAUCAUUCCUUACACACUAUAUCUGUGUCAGUUCACGAUUGUAAGGAAGCUAUGCUUCAUCAUCGCACUCGUUAUGGUAGACUAAAAAAACAUAGUCGUGCGGAAUGGCGAACACACACACCUGAUAGUUACAGUUGCAAGUGGAUGCAUAUUAAGACACGCACUUAUACGCAUUUUAAGAUAAUCGCAUAUCCUGCACGUUUGCAUGGCAAAAACCCGCGUGUUCAGCAGCAUUUAACUCACACACAUUAUCGGUACUCGACAAUGCAUUGCACUCCACGUGAAAUGAAACAUUCAAAAAUAGUCUGGCACCGCAUUAAACAUGAUACACGUCUUUAUCAUUCUCUUGGGAAGUUUAAAGUGCAUCAGAUUGACAAUUACAUUUUGGUCCCUUCAUUGAGCAUUAGCGGUACAAUAGUUUCAACCCGGGAACACUCAGCUGUUUGAUCUUAGAUAGUGGUUAUGUUUUUGUACGUUUGGCAUGGAAAAGUGGCACAUUAGGACAGGUUGAGCAUGAUAUCAAUAAGUUGCUGCAAGUUCCGUAUAUUUUUAAUCGGAAAAACGCAAAGGAUAUAGAAGACAGUACCUUUCAGCGAUAUCUGAUAGUUACGGAUCUACUAGUUACUCACGUCGCUGCUUUGAUAGAACAUGAACGUAUUAACAUGAUAAAUACUUGGGAAAAUAUUUGUCGAGAGCGCCAACAGAUGUCGCGAGUUUAUAAAUGGGCAAUUGAAAAUUUUCCACAUAGUAGUUCUAAAUGGUUAGUCCAAUCUCCUGGACAUGUCGUUCGACCAAAAUUAAUGGUAACGCGUAUUUACUUAGCCUCCUGCGCAGACGUUGUUAGUGGCCCGAGGCCUCACCUAAGUCUGCUCACAUUCGCUAUGCAUUUGACUUCCCAUUGUUUAGAACAGCCAAUAGAAUUUUAUGUAAACAAUGUAAUUUCCCGCCCACAACAUGUCAAAUGUCAUACGGGAAAACCCAGCAAGCUGUCAAUUUCCUAUUGUAGCAAUUUACACUAUUUUUGUAUUACAAAUUACAACUGCGUGAUGUACAUAUAAUAUGAACACUGAAACAAAGGAAAAAAGUAUUGUAAAUAGUUGCUUCACAUGCAAGGGUGAAGAAAUAGAUAAAAAUAAACGUACGAGACUGUUUGGUAAAAGCAAAACUCACGAUUUCGUGGGUAUCCUUCGCGAAACUGCGAAAAUCGACUUAGACAUUUACAGUGACAAAUGUGGGCCGACUUCAUUCUUGUGUCGUAACUGUGUAAAUAAAUUAAAGCGUCUGGACGAAGCUAACAAGUCCGUAAGUGAGUUGAAUAAGUACUUUCGAAAUUUAUUUAAUGGAAGGGAACUGACACAGAAUAACGAGCCAAAGUGAAGAUUGCAUGACACUAGUUUCGAAGUCACAGAGAUAACAAGAAAGUCUCUAAAAUUUGAUGAACAAGAUGACCCCUUACUGGACUCGGACAGUGCAAGUGGCAUUGAACAGAAAGACGUUACUUUGAUUGUCACACAGCCUUUUAUUCCCACCGCCACCGUUCAACCAGGACAAGCGUCACAAGCCUUAACGAGCAAUAUUGAUUUGUGCCCGAUAUUUAUGUCCACGCCUAAGAAAGCGCCAGUGAACAAAAAAACUGAUGAGAGCAGGGUUACUAUCUCUGUAAAGUAUCCUUCAAAGGUGAAAAAUAAAAACAUUGUAGGAGACUUUGCCAAAAUUAACUUUCAACUUUAAAAAUAUUGCAGAUUUGUUGAUAAUGGCCUUCCAUUAAUCUUGCCGUGUGUUGGGUUUUCCAUGUGAAGGUCAUUGAAGGUCGAUCUUCCAAUUAUCGUGUAGAUAAUUGUGAUUGGUCAAUUGCCGGGAAGUCAAAUGCAUAGCGAAUGUGAGCAGACGUUAGGUGAGGCCUCGGGCCACUAACAACGUCUGCGCAGGAGGCUAGUAUUUACUUAGCCAAUGUUUCAAUGUUACUAACUAUAGCGUGUUUUGGAAUAGAACUUAUAAUAACACAUGUUACUCACAAUUUCCAGUAUAUGUUAUUUCACAACAACAGAUAAAAUUUUUAUCACUUACCGAACGUAGACUUCAGAGUCGCGCGUCCUCAAUUCCGUGUGCUGAUAUUCCAACAACAACAUACAUCGCUGAUCAAUCGGGAGACUUGUGGUUAGUAGAUCAAAAUGGUACAGCAACUCCGGUAAAUUAUUCAAAGAUUUUCCUGCCGGCCUUUUCAAAUUCCAUUUUACGGCUGGGCACUUUGAACACACAUUUGCUACAGUCCAUUUCUGAGCCAUUUGAAACAUUCUCGCUUUUGGAUGUACUUGCGCGCGCACAGGAGACCUUGGAACAAUUAGAGAACAUUCGUGCGGCGGACGAAGACAAUAAUGUUGCGCUAGGUAUAGGAAAAAUUAUAGGCAUUACAUUAUCCGGCCUAUCUUCAGGCGGAAGCCAUAUUAUAAAAGCAGUAGGUACGGCACUGCAUGGCGGUUUGACUGGCCUCGGAAAUUUAGAUGAAAAAGUCGUCACAAGUUUAGGAAAAGCCACAGGAAACAUUAUACACUCGUCUGGACGCGCUUUUGAGCAUGUUUCCCGAGGUGCAGGAGGAUUUUUCCACGAUGUAUUGGGAGGUUUAAGUGGUUCCUUGCUCCGGGGCGCACUCCUAAUCUUGACAUUAUUUUGUAUAUACCAAUACAUACGUAACCAACGUAACUGCUGUCAGCAGCCUGACACACUAUCUGACAUAAGCACAGACGAUAUAGAUGACGAUCAAGUUGAGUUACAAGACAUGACUGAACAGGAGGAAUGUGUAGAUUGUGGUUUACCCCGCUGCCCAUCCAUUUCUCACCAGUUACCCCAGGCAUCGUCAGUUUAAGAAGGCAAGCAGUUUCGCCUCUGCCUUCAUGUAUAUAAAGUUCUUCUUUUCGUCUAUAUUGUGUUACGUUCAUUAACCUAUAUUAUUAUUGUAGAUUACCCCUGAGGUGCAUUUAGGCAUAAGUAUUAUAUUUCUUGUAUAAUCUCUUAUGUAGUGUUAACAUAUACAAUUAGUCAUUAACGCGUACUAUAUGUAUGGACUCAGUUAUUAGGCAUUUAGUAAUAUGCCCGUGUUAAGCCACGCCGAGCUUAAAACAAUAUGAACAAUAUAUAGUCAUUUUUUUGUAUAUCUCAAAAGCUGAGGGCCGCUUAAUCCAGGCGGGAAGGAUUGUUACGAAAGUAUUAAAAAUGGUAUAAAAAUAGUUCAAUUUGCACCCCAGGUAAUUAUAGAUACUUGUUACGUCAAAUGGAGAGAUAAUGAGCAUUUUUGCUGUAAAACUCAUAUAAAGUAUAUAUCAUUUCGGACUUUGUGUUUACAUAAUUCAAAGUUCAAGGCUGGUUCUUCUUUGACAUGAAAAUGUGCAUGCUUAGGGCCUUUCUGUCAAUCAUUCUUCGGUAUAUUUCGCGCGGUUGAGUAAUGAUAACAUUACCUCAUCAAAAUCUUGGUUCAAUAAAAUUGUAAGUAAAUUUAGUUUAGUAGGUAAAGUAAGGUUCACAUAGGUAUAGGUUGAAGUUUUUACUAUGAUAUUUUGAUGAGUAUUUUAAGUUGUGAACAUGUUUUAAUGAUGAUCGAUUGAACAGCGAACCAACUCGACCAGUGCGACAACGCCUUAAAUAAACAGAAUGUGAGAGCUGGAACGAGCUAGCAACGCCAACCCACACAAUUAAACCUCAACGUUGAUUGGCUGGAUACAAAUCACACCACUUGCUACAUCACGUGUAGAAAGAUCCCUCAACCGUUAGUAUAAAAGGGCGCGCACAACCCAAAUUCGUCAGUGGACGUAUGCUGAAUAAAACUUAACUGAUGAAAAGCUGCAGAAACUCAAACGAAACAAACGAACGAGGAAGAAAUAAACGAAACAGAUCACGAACAGUGAAAGCCAGUUGAAGGCUGAAGUGAACUCUUGGAAAACUACUGCAAGGAGACGAACACUAAAAACUGAUAGUUACUAGAAAAGACUGAUUGUAAACGAUUCCCUACCUCGCGUAGAAAAAAGAAAUAAAAUAUAUAUUUCUAACAGUAUGAUUACAAUGAAUUCUAAAUGGUAGUAAGGCAAAUAUACGCAUUUGUAGUUGGAAGUGUUUAUCAUUUGUAAUGAUGCAAAAUAAUAUAUAAUAAAUUUAAUGCCCAACUCAUUUUACUCUUCCAUUAAGCCAAGUCAAAUUAAAUACUCCAUCUCCCUUUUUUUAGCCAAAGCAUUCAUCCGCCUGCAAUGGUAUUCCCGGAAUACCUAGCGUUCCUGGUUCGCCCGGAACACAUGGAAUACCUGGCGCAAAGGGGGACGUGGGUUCUACAGGUGCUGUUGGGGCUAAAGGUGCUCCUGAGCAAAGAGGAUCAGCAGGAUCAGACAGUGGUUUGUACUCUAACUGGAAGCAAUGUGCUUGGAAUCGGAGAGAUCUCAAAGAUAACGGAUUAAUACAGGUUUGUUAAAAUUGGGUAUGAACUACCAUAAAUAAAUUAAACCACCGGCCCUCAACCGUUUAGUGUUUUGGGUAUAGAGAGUAAAUACAACUAAGAUGUUUGGAUUGGAUGAAUUAAAGCUGAUAAAUAUUUACCUUAAUUUCCUCCCUAUUCCAUUCAAAAUUUGAUAGUAGAAUUCAAGCCUUGAAAAUAUUUUUAUUGAUUCUGAUAUUUUCCGUCAAGGAUUGUGUGUUCAGCAAGAAACAUAGUGAUUCAUCUCUGAAAAUCUUCUAUGGCGGUAAUUUACGUAUAGCCAGCUGUAACAAUUGUUGCAAACGUUGGUAUUUCACUUUCAAUGGAGGGGAAUGCAAUAAACCAUUAGCUAUUGAUGGUGUUUUUUACAUGGCAAAAGGCUCAGGACAGAAUAUUCAUCGUCACCGUCAUAUCGAAGGUUACUGCAAUAAAAUUCCCAAAGGUAUUGUCCGCGUUGGUUUCUGGGUGGGAAAUUGUAAGGGUUAUGGAAAUGCUGAUGGCGACUCUGGUUGGAACUCCAUAUCGCGUAUUGUGAUUGAAGAAGUUCCACCACCACAAAAAUGACUGACAAACCUCGAUGCUGCAAAAUGAUGUGGAAUUCAUUUACUACCGUUUUGAUUUGGAACUAUAAAGAAUAAUUGACUUCUAUUGUUAUUAUAUAGUGAAUAUAGUCGUUGAAUGUCAUUAACUUAAAUAGUAAUUCUCAGUCAUAUAUGACUACAUGUAAUGGACAUUGUAUUGAAUUAGAUACC
Molecule: messenger RNA, 7481 nt
Organism: Paramuricea clavata
Lineage: Eukaryota; Metazoa; Cnidaria; Anthozoa; Malacalcyonacea; Plexauridae
Source: the annotation of a GenBank genome assembly